Cucurbitaria berberidis CBS 394.84 is the source of this 1615-nucleotide messenger RNA. RefSeq names its product NAD(P)-binding protein. NCBI's taxonomy places the organism in Eukaryota, Fungi, Ascomycota, Dothideomycetes, Pleosporales, Cucurbitariaceae. The transcript has 3 exons. Bases 50 to 1129 code for a protein of 359 amino acids. The record is from RefSeq and is a predicted model, not a curated record. Gene Ontology annotation, molecular function: oxidoreductase activity.
UUGUUUGCUCAAUCCUUUCCUAUUAUUCGUUGUGUUUAUGAAAAUAGCAAUGUUCCUCAGACCAUCGAACGUCACCUUGACGCGCGCUGCAACGCGAUGUUUUUCCCGUGACGUCAGCGCGCUCUCAGCGGCUACUCACUAUAAUUCGACUUUGACACUGCAAUCAAACCGCUCAUCUUCUACAACAACUCGUAUGCAAACACGACAAGGCACAAAUUAUAUCACGAAUCAACUUCACCGACCAUACAGCAACAUGUCAACGAACAACUCAGAACUUCAGCUCAGCACGGUGUUCGAUGUCAAGGGCAAGGUCGCACUCGUCACAGGUGGAGGAUCAGGCAUCGGCUUGAUGAUCACGCAGACGCUCGCUGUCAAUGGAGCCAAGGUGUACAUUGUCGGACGGACUGAGGAGAAGCUUGAGAAGGUGGUCGAAGUACAUGGUAAGGACAUUGCUGGCGAGAUCAUCCCCAUUGUCGGCGAUGUAUCAAAGAAAGAUGGCGUAGAGAAGCUUGUGAAGGAGAUCGAGUCUCGCGAAAAGUGCCUGUGCAUCCUCGUGAACAACGCGGGCAUCGCCCCUGGCAAGGUCGAGACCAGUGUCGACAGUGCAGAGGAGUUCAAGGAGAACGUGUUUGAGCCGGCCACAGAGAAGGAGUGGCUCGACGUCUACCAGACCAAUGUCGUGGGCCCCUUCCUCAUGAGCACCGCAUUCCUCCCUCUCCUUCAGAAAGCCACAGAGGUGCACAAGGGCUACUCGGGAACCAUUGUCAAUAUCAGCAGUAUAUCGGGCCACAUCAAGAUCUCGCAGGGUCACUUCGCAUACAACACCAGCAAGGGCGCUACGAUCCAUCUGAACAAGUUGCUCGCCUCGGAGAUUGCAAAGAACAAGAUCAAGGUUCGUGUCAACAGCAUUGCACCGGGCGUCUUCCCGAGCGAGAUGACUACGAAGGAGAGCAGAGAUGACAACCAGAAGAGCGAGAUGCCGAAAGAGCACAAGGAGCAUCUUCCUUCUCAGCGACCAGGGAAGGAUCAGGACAUGGCCGCAGCGAUUCUGUUUGUUGUCGCCUGCCAGUAUCUGAAUGGUCAGACUGUUACUGUCGAUGGCGGCUAUGCUAUUCAGGUCGGAAACUAAGUGCGUUGUUAGCACUCAUCUUGUCACCACAAGGAGUGGUUCCUUUUCAUGCGUUCAAGGCAAGCGUGUGCAUGUUCAGAUGAAUUCAAAGUCUUCCACUUGUUCUCUGGUAACCCUUUCAUGCAUGUGGGCGAUUCGGUGCAUGUUGACGUAGUCGACGAGGCUAUUGCCAACGGGUCAGCCUUGAUUCGUUGAGCGACGCGUUGCAGAGGUUCUUGUCGUCUGCUUAUGUAACGAGGCACACCAUGACCAAAGUGGAGAGCGUUGCAGAGCAGAGGCAAAGAGGAGGAUCCAGGCUGGACGAGUCUCAUGUCUGAGGUCUCGCUCCUGUGGUAUGGCGAUGUCUGGAGGUUGAGGUUCGCCCUUGACAAGCUGUUUCAGAGGUAGAGGGCUGUCGAUAGGUGCAGGUGAGUUCUGAUAGUAUGCAAAGUGGACCGUGGAGAUUGCUCUCUAGUAGGCCGCCUACGCACAUGAGCUGUCCCUUGC